Vitis riparia (riverbank grape) is the source of this 831-nucleotide messenger RNA. RefSeq lists its product as uncharacterized. The transcript is spliced from 2 exons. The coding region runs from base 191 to 520 and encodes 109 amino acids. Lineage: Eukaryota; Viridiplantae; Streptophyta; Magnoliopsida; Vitales; Vitaceae. The record is from RefSeq and is a predicted model, not a curated record.
AACUUGGUCGCUCCUGUAAGAUUCUUUCUUAGGAAAGAUAUAUCUUUACAGAUGGAGUUCAGUUCGGAAAAUUUUUGUGGACGCUGUUUUCUAGGGAAAUAAAUGGUGGUCUGACGUUGUGUAUGAAUGCUUAGGAUUAUGGAUCGGCCGUACGGAUGGACACGAAUGAUAGUUUGCGAUCGGCGAGUUUAUGGCAUUCGAUGCAUGCGAUUUCUCAGCAUUAUCGCCGACUAUGGGUUGCUCAGGGAUCGAACUCCUUGAAGCGGAUGCAUUCGAUCUCCGUUGCUUCCAAUCACUCACUUGCGUUUCACGCAUAAUCAACGGUUCAGAUAUGUCGGCAACUUUCUACACCCACGAUAUGCGACACACCAGAUCCCUCACUCUCGCGAAGCUUCAUUCAGGGGUAAAUUUGGUGUUUCAGAAAAAGGCCACCGCUUCACCGCCGCUCCCUAUCCUCACCGACCAGGCGUGUAAACCCCAUACACGAAAGCCGCCGCUUGUCGUGCCACGAGGCAUGUGACUGCCACGCGUCGAAAAAGAACACGUCUGUCAUUUUUUAUUGUUCCAUUUUCGGAACAGGUGAAGUGGGGGCCAGUGGUAGUUAUUUGUGUGAAGAUUGAAGGCGUCAGAAGGAGCCUGUACGUGGCAGAAUCCCAUGCAGAGGACGGUGAUUUGCCACGUGUAAAGAUCCCACAUGUCUGGAAAGAUCUUAUAGUUAUGUUAGUUGCCCUAAAGUGUGGAAUAAGUGUGGAUUAAGUGUAAUGGAUAAUGUAUAAAUAAUGAUUUCUUUUGGACCAUAGACUAAACAGUGGAAAGUCGAUUACUUGUGAA